Folsomia candida is the source of this 2426-nucleotide messenger RNA. RefSeq lists its product as uncharacterized. NCBI's taxonomy places the organism in Eukaryota, Metazoa, Arthropoda, Collembola, Entomobryomorpha, Isotomidae. The transcript is spliced from 3 exons. The record is from RefSeq and is a predicted model, not a curated record. Bases 1527 to 2174 code for a protein of 215 amino acids.
AGACUGGAGUAGAAAGGCGAAAGAAUGAGGAGAAAGUGGCAACGGAGCAGCAGAGCGUGGCCGCAGGGGAGAUAUGAGUUUAGUGGUCAGCAGCAGAUUUCAUUCCUCUCUCGGAGAAUAUGACUUGGAAGCUGGCGUGUUACAACACGUUGAAUUGGAUGCGAAAUACCCGUCUUAUUAGGCGACCACUGUAUUCCUUUGUGCAUUAUAUAACGGCAGCCUCCGUCACUUGACUUAUUUUUGGGUUGCCAGCACCAGUCAGUCAGUAGCAUCAUCAGCAUCCUCGUCCUCAUGAUUUCUUCCACCAAGACGCACUAACUUCACAUGCAUUAUUCCCAGGGAGAAAGUUGGUGUGCAAAGUAUGGAGCUUUCUCCGUGUAGCUAGAACUUCUCGAGGGAGGUGGACACCGCAUUAGCAGUGAUAAAGAGGGAUCAAAUGGGCCAUACCUUCAGCUGCACAACUGUUGGUUGGUGAGGUUUCAAAGUGCAAGCCAAGUGGAAAAGUUUUCAUGAAAACUAUGAAAACGUGUCUUCUCAAACAACCAGCACCAAGAGCGUCAAGUGAUGCUGUACAUUUCCAUCAAGAGACCGAAAAGAGCAACCACAGACAGAGAACUCUUUCGAGUCUCACUUUGAGUUUUGGCCAUUCAGCGAAAGUAGAGAGAUUGAAACAUUUGCAACUUUGUGCAAUGAUGUCAGAAGUCUGCGGUACAAGAAGAUUUCGUAAUACUUCCUGAAACCGCAACUAUUAUGCUAUGCUGGAUAGUAUGCUUUGUGUGGGCUGCUGGACCAGGGUCCAUCGUGGUCGUGGUGAAGGAGAUCAAAGAAAGCAGGUUUGUUUAUAAUUGAGCCAACCCAGCCUUUGGUUGUGUAAACAACAACGGUGGUGCUGGGUGGAAAAGGGAGCAAAGGCCGGAAGGAGAGUUAUCACAUCAGGUUUGGUCAUGACCAGGGAGACCACAGGGACACGGAGAGUUGGAGCUAGGAUGAUGGUGAACGCGUUGUUGUGAAUAAUAGAGGAGGAGGAGAAGAGAGUACUAGAGAAUAUAUACAUCCGGGGGGAUUCAGGAGAAAGGAGGAAGAAGAAUGAGCAGGCAGUGGUGGUGGUGGAGAGGACGACAGAUUGAGGCUCAAGAGAGACUCGCUUUCUCUUUCUCUCUCUCUGCAAACACUUCCACUGCUACUUCUCAUCGUCGUGGUGGUGGAAAUCCUGCAGGUCUCAACGCUGCUGAAACUUCUCAAGAGGAGACACAAAGAGGGUCAACUCGACUUAUAUUUCAUUCCUCCAUCUCCUAAUACACAUGAUGCAAAGGUGAAAGGUGGCUCGGCAGCAGCAGAGCAACCAAUAUAUCAUCAUCAGUCGUCGUCGUCGUAUUCAUUUUUCAGAUUGCCAAGAUAACUCACUCACACACUGUCCUCUCUGCCUAUGAGGUGGCUUGUCCUCGUCGGUUUGUGGGCUUAGUGGAGUGGAGAAAGUGGUCGUGAAAUGUAGUGCAUAGACAAACUGAGGAACCGUCAUCAUCAUCAUGAGUGGAGUUUGGGAAGGGUUGUCUACUUUGUGCAUUUGUAGGCAUCACCCACUUUCCAUGCUUUGCAUCAUCUCCAUCCUCUCAUUUUUUAUCGGUCUUGCCUGGCUGGGAAUCGGCGUGUGGCUCACGACCAUCAUCAUUCUCAACACCUCUCUCGACUACGAUGACCAACUCUUCUUUGAGAAACUCAACAUUGUCGACCCCUCAACCAAGAAGAGUCUCGUGUUCGAGAAUGAGUCCUCCUUCGUCUUCACGCCGCUGGACAACCUCAAAUUUUAUCUCUUGUCUAUGUGCGUCAUCGCCAUUCUGGGGGGCUUGGGACGAGCCCUCACCUCCCUCUGCCUCCUCCACUACGUUUACAAGAAGCUGCUGCCAUACGUUAUGUCGUGGGCCUGGGUGGUACUCUCAAUCUUGGCCGUCGUUAGUUUGGCGUCGAUUACGGUGGAUACGCUGGUUACUCUCAGUCACAACGAUGUUUCCCCGCCCCAUGCUCGGGACUUUCAUUUCAAAAAUGACCACUUUGGAUUCUACAACUUCUGCCACAUUUUGAAGCACUGCUUGAUUGUGGACUUUGUCACUAUUUGCUAUUUCCAGUGGGUGGUGAGGUGGGCGCAACGACACCUCGCCCCCUCCCCCCCACAUUGACUUCUUCCAUAAGAUCAGCAGGAGAAUUUAACAGUUACGACGUGUUUUACGUUUAGAAAUUGUUUUUAUUUGCAUUUGUAUAAUUAUUAAGUACAUGUAUCGAAUUUUAAGCGUGUCAAUCUGUACACCAGUUUCAUAUCAGGUCAUGAUUUCUUAACAAGAACAACUACAAAGUUUGACUACGUUUUCUUUCUCCUUUCUCUGGAUAAUAAUAUAUGUAUGAUUUGAAUAAUAUGAUUUGCAAUAUUUUAA